AUGGCUGGAAUUUGCUGCGGUGUUGUCGGAGAAGCUGAGGCGUCGACUACGAUUGACGCAAGCCCAAGGAAUUCGAGGCGUAGGAGAUUGGAGCUCCUACCGCUUAGAUACAUAGCUGACGUAGCCGUGAAACCGUCGACGGUGGAGAACGGCCGGAAGCGGCAGAAGAUCGAUCUGUACCAUUCAUCGUCAUCGGUGCCACAAAAAGCAGUGGAAAGCUCCUUGGAAAGCGAAGAGUCCAAGCUGAACGCGACGGUGCGUUUUGGCGACGAUGAUUUUGAAGCUGUGAAUACACGUGGAGAUCAUCAGGAGUCUAAGUCUCUGCGUGUGGACAACGAAGCGGUGCAGGUGCAGGUGCAGGCACUGCAGGAGAGCCCUCGGUUUGGUAUGAUGUCGGUUUGUGGGAGAAGACGAGACAUGGAAGACGCCGUUUCGAUUCACCCUUCGUUCUACCAAAACGACGGUCCAGACUCUAAUGAAGCCCACUUCUAUGGCGUUUUCGACGGCCAUGGCUGCUCUCAUGUGGCCUUGAAGUGCAAGGAUCGGUUGCAUGAAAUCGUGAAGCAAGAACUCGAAACGGAAGGCGCGUACAUACAGUGGAAGGGCGCGAUGGAGCGAAGCUUCGCAAAGAUGGACGAUGAGGUCCAGGAAGGAAACCUGGUUGCUCAAGGCCCGAAUUGCCGGUGCGAGCUUCAGACUCCGCAGUGCGACGCCGUUGGAUCUACGGCGGUCGUUGCUGUCGUCACUCCGGAGAAAAUUAUCGUCUCUAAUUGCGGCGAUUCUCGCGCCGUGCUUUGCCGCAACGGCGUCGCCGUCCCUCUUUCCUCCGAUCAUAAGCCAGAUCGACCCGAUGAGCUGGUUCGGAUCGAAGCCGCGGGCGGGCGGGUCAUCUACUGGGACGGUGCGAGAGUCCUGGGAGUUUUGGCCAUGUCGAGAGCCAUUGGCGACAACUAUCUGAAACCGUACGUGAUAUCGGAACCGGAGGUGACGAUCAUGGAUCGGUCGGCGGAGGACGAGUGUCUGAUUCUGGCCAGCGACGGCCUCUGGGACGUGGUAUCAAACGACACCGCGUGCGGAGUCGUUCGCAUGUGCUUGCGCGCGCAGAAGACGACCUCGCAUUCGGAGUCGUCUGGAACUGACGCGGCAGUGAGGUCCGACAAGGCGUGUUCGGACGCCUCCAUUUUGUUGACCAAGUUGGCCUUGGCUAGGCAGAGCAGCGACAACGUAAGCGUUGUCGUGGUGGAUUUGAGAAGACCCGGGGGGUGCUAA
Messenger RNA from Prunus armeniaca (apricot), 1269 nucleotides. The record is from the annotation of a GenBank genome assembly. NCBI's taxonomy places the organism in Eukaryota, Viridiplantae, Streptophyta, Magnoliopsida, Rosales, Rosaceae.